This is a messenger RNA of Diabrotica virgifera virgifera (western corn rootworm), 20611 nucleotides long. It is a transcript of the gene Mad, whose product is annotated as protein mothers against dpp. Gene Ontology annotation, cellular component: heteromeric SMAD protein complex. Gene Ontology annotation, biological process: transforming growth factor beta receptor signaling pathway; cell differentiation; regulation of transcription by RNA polymerase II. The record is from RefSeq and is a predicted model, not a curated record. Lineage: Eukaryota; Metazoa; Arthropoda; Insecta; Coleoptera; Chrysomelidae. The transcript has 3 exons. Bases 154 to 1578 code for a protein of 474 amino acids. Gene Ontology annotation, molecular function: DNA-binding transcription factor activity, RNA polymerase II-specific; I-SMAD binding; RNA polymerase II cis-regulatory region sequence-specific DNA binding.
GUGUUCAUGUCUGCUUUAUUUUUGUUGAUAAAAAAAAUUGUUGCUCUUGAUAAAUACCCAGUACUAGGAAAUGUGCAGCUAGUCUCAUUCUCAUAACAGAUGUGUAAUGAAUAAGUGAUAGGAGUAAAGUGGUCUGCAAUUUCACAUUUAACUAUGGCUACAGAUUAUCAAUAUUAUGUGACUCAUUUUAAUAACUAUUUCAACAUGGAGGCUGAUGAGGGGGAAUCAUCAAGCAGCGGUCCCAUCUCCACCUUAAACAGUUUAUUUUCGUUCACAAGUCCAGCAGUUAAGAAACUUCUUGGUUGGAAACAGGGUGACGAAGAGGAAAAAUGGGCAGAAAAGGCAGUAGAUACUCUUGUUAAAAAGCUAAAAAAGAGCAAGGGGGCUAUUGAAGAACUUGAAAGAGCUCUAUCUUGUCCAGGAACACCCAGUAAAUGUGUUACUAUUCCUAGAAGUUUGGAUGGUAGAUUACAAGUAUCUCACAGGAAGGGCUUACCACAUGUCAUCUAUUGUAGAGUAUGGAGGUGGCCUGAUUUACAAAGCCAUCAUGAAUUAAAACCUUUGGAACAUUGUCAGUAUCCGUUUUCAGCUAAACACAAGGAGGUCUGCAUUAAUCCUUACCAUUACAAGAGAGUCGAGAGUCCAGUAUUACCUCCAGUUCUUGUGCCAAGACACAAUGAUUUUGUGCCAGGACAUUCUUUACUUCCAUUUCAACAAUUGGUAGAGCCCAAUAUGCCUCACAAUGUGAGAUAUUCAUCAAACGGAUUUAAUUCUAAUCAUUUAAAUCCAGGCUCUCCAUUGUCGAGUGUAUCUAGCCCAGGAAGUGUAGCUUCAAAUAACCCUCAGUCUCCAUACGCAAGUCUGGCUGAAACUCCUCCACCAGCUUACAGUCCAACUGAUGAAAAUAACACAAAUACUAACAAUAAUGUAAGUCCCGAACCUCCCUUGACAGCAGAUGUUCAGUCUGUAGCGUACCAAGAACAACCCUAUUGGGCUUCAAUAGCAUACUACGAACUCAACUGUAGAGUCGGAGAAGUGUUUCGAUGCCAUUCAACAUCAGUGAUCGUAGAUGGUUUUACUAACCCUAGCAACAAUAGUGACCGAUUUUGUUUAGGUCAGCUUAGCAAUGUAAACAGAAAUUCAACCAUAGAAAACACCAGAAGACAUAUAGGUCGAGGAGUGCAUCUUUAUUACGUUAAUGGUGAGGUCUAUGCUGAAUGUCUCUCUGAUUCUGCUAUCUUCGUUCAAUCCCGCAAUUGUAACCACCACCAUGGUUUUCAUCCUUCUACAGUCUGCAAAAUACCAGCCGGAUGUUCGCUGAGAAUAUUCAACAAUGCUGAGUUUGCCCAAUUGCUCUCCCAGUGUGUCAAUCAUGGUUUUGAAGCAGUUUAUGAACUUACAAAAAUGUGUACAAUUAGGAUGAGUUUUGUCAAAGGAUGGGGAGCGGAGUACCACAGGCAGGAUGUCACUAGUACCCCUUGUUGGAUAGAAGUACACCUUAGUGGACCAUUGCAGUGGCUGGACAAAGUGCUCACACAAAUGGGUGCUCCACACAAUGCCAUAAGUUCUGUUUCUUAAGAGAGUGAAAUUCAACACCUUCCCAACAAGAAAACAGUACCUAAUAUAAGGAAACACAUAAGAAGAGAACUAUUAACAAAAAACUUCCUGUAUAUUAGUAUUAUUCAAAAAUGUUUAUAAAAAACGUUCAUUGAAAAUUGUAUUACCUGAAUAUAGGAAAACUUUUUUAUAUAUUUCUCGUGAGUAGUUAUUUGCUUAGUCAAUUGCAUUCAUAUAAAUAGAAAUACAUAUGUGCAUAUAUUUAACCUAUUUAAAAUUUCGAAAAGAAGGAAGUGGUCAAGGAAAUAAUAUUUCUUAACCUUGUAUGUUUUUCCCAGAAAUGUGGGGAUUCCAAAUUGGAAAUCGAAAUUUCAAAAUAAUAAAUAAAUAGUAAAUUAAUUUGUGGCUUAUUCCCAAUUUAAAUGCGAUGUCACAAGUAAUAAAAAAUGAAUGUUUUUUCUGUAUAAGUAUACAGUUCAUUCUUUAUUUUUCGUUUAUCCAAUUGGAAUUACUUUAAUUUUCAAUAAGUGAUUUAAAAAUUCAAACUCAAAGUCAAAAUUUUUAAUCAAUAAUAAAAAUCAACGAGAAAUAUGUUAUAAAAAAAUUUCUAUAUCUUGAUAUAAUUUUAUGAGAAAAAGACUUAAUAUCCUACUAGUUUUAAAUGUUAAUUUAAAUCUUGCUAAUUUCCCCAAAAACUAUUUUAUAUAAUGUUUUCCUAACAUGUCUACUUAACUAAAGAUUUAAUCCUAUUUAUUUUGUAAUUAUAGGCCAUUGAAAACAUUAAUCAAUCUUGUAGAUGUUUUAAUCCCACAUCCUAUGCAAAACACCAGAAACAGGUUUUCCAGGUGAUUUAAGAUGGGAAAAUGACCUUGUUGAUAUUCAUAACUGUAGCAAGGCAGUUCUUUGAGUCUUUUUCCUUUUAGUCCAUGCUGUGAGACUGCUCUCGUAUGAAAAAUUUUCUGAUCCGGUUUCUUUGCGGAUUCCUGUUCAAAAAUGCCCCCUUUAAACAAAUCAGAAGGGUAUCGGCCGAAAUUUUUGGGAAGAAAUUGUUAAAACAAUUUUUUUUUUAAAUAAAUUCAGAAGAUCGCCUUUUUUCCUCCGAAAAAUAUUUUUUUUUGUUUUUUUUUUGUGUCAUUAUAAACAAAAAAGGUCUUUUGUAAUUUUUCUUAAAAGUUGAUAUAUUUUAAGUUAUAAGUGAUUUAAAAUCUGAAAAAUGCGAAAUUACGCAUUUUUGGGGCUUGACACUUGGUAGUCAACGUUGGCCUAAGAUGGUUGAUUAAGUUUCCUGGUAGAGUUUCACCAUGUUCCCGGAGGUUAUAUCUUUUAACAUCGGCGUUUAGCCUGUUCAAUAUCACGACAACAUAAUGUAGAUUGAAUUAUAAUUUCAACCAUUGUUUGGUUCGGGGGCUAUUAAGCAAUUAUUCGAAUUCACUGAUGAUGGACUGAUAGGUCCAAAAACGUUUUGAAUUGGACACAUUUUUUCAAUCCAUUGGGAUUUUUAAAAUUUUUAAUAAAUAUACCAAUUACAUAGAAGUGGUUUUUACUUCAUGUUAUGAGUUUCUUAACUACAUAUAUGGUAUACAGCCAACCUCGGGAAAUACCCUUUUUAGUUUAUAACUUAUUACGUGCGUACAAAAUACACGCGCACUUUUUUUAUUUUUGAGGUUGCCAAGUGCCUAAAUGGAAGUUCAAACAUUCAGUUUCAAGAUUCUGACGAGUAAUCGAGACGCAUUUCAAUUUAAACCGUUGUUUUUUAGUUGUUAAUUAUGCGCGUUCACUUGAUUUUUCAACCGCCGUGCGUCGCGCUACAUAUAUGGUGCGUCUCUGUCGCACUAUAUGAUUGGCGUAUUUAAUUAGCACAUUGGCAAUAUUAAAUUGAAUAAAUAAAUAAAUUAUUAUAAAAAUGUUGUGUUAUAUAUUAUAAAAUUUUAAUAAAAGUCAAGUAUUUGUUGGAAAUUUUUCGCAUAAGUACGUCCAAGAUGUGCGAUAGAGAUCCACCAUGCAGCGGUGAGUGGAUUAAAAGUCAAGUCGACGCACAUAAUUAACAAUUAAUCAACAAUGGUCUAAAUUGAAAUAAUCCCUGAUUAUUCAUCAGAAUCUUAAAUUGAAUGUUUAGUCUUCAAUUUAGGCACUUGGCAACCUCAAAAAUAAUAAUUUACAUAAGAGUUUUCAAGCGUCGAAAAUGUGCGUUUUUCAUAUUUUAAAUCACUUUGGUAUAUGUAACUCGAAAACUAUCAAAUUUUGAGAAGAAUGACAAGAGACCUUUUUUAUUUAAAAUGGUCCAGAAAACUUGAAAAAAUAUUUUGCGAGGUAAAUAGGUGAUUUUUUGAUUUGUUAAAAAAAAUGUAAAUAAUUUCUGCCCAAAAAUUUCUCCCGGCACCCGUCCGAUUUGUUUAAAGGGGAACAUUUUUCAAGAUGAAUCCGCAAAGAAACCGAAUCAGAAUGUUUUUCAUACGAAAGCGGCAUCACAACAUUGACUACAAGGCAGUUCGUUGAGUCUUUUUCCUUUCUUUCUUCUUUCCCAGAUAUACCAGUGUACAGGAAGUGCUAUUAUUUAAAAAUGUUAAUAAUGAGUAAUUAGUUUAUUCUACUUUACUGUGGUGAUCUCCGUAAUUUUAGUAGGUAAGUACUGUGUGUACUACUCAGUACAUAAUCACAAGGCUACUGUAUAUUUGUUCGUUUUUUUUCUGAUAAUGACUGUUUUAAAAGGGGUCUUGAUUACGAAAAUUUAUAACCUACUAUUUUGUAAUCUGUUAGGCGAUGGAAGAGUAACUUGGAUAUAGCCCGGCCAAUGAACACAAAAUUACAAAAAAAAUCAAUGAUGAAAAUUGGAAAAUACAUAGUUGAAUGUGUUUAUUAUUAAAAAAAGGUUUACAAUUCUAGAGUACCUCAAUUUUGUAAAAAUGGUUAAUUUUUCAUAUAUUGGGAUGUAUUUCGUAAAAUAAUGAAAAAAUAUAUAGCGACACGCUUCAUUUAUUAUUUUUUUUGCUAAUUUUAAAUAUUAACUUUUCUCAAAACGAAAGAAUACGUAUCAUGUUAAAUUCGCAUGUGUUUUUCGUUCCUAAAAUAAAAAACCAGAUUGUAUAAAAUUAAUGGCUUUUUCAGGGAAACACAAAUUGCCAGAUUGGCCACGCUCUUUAUGUCAACUUCUUAAAAACUACAGAAAGGUUCUCAGCUUUUAAAACGCCAGAUUUAGUAAUUUAUCGCCUUUUCUGGCCACAUGGUAGAACCGCAUACAUGAUGACAUAAUAGUGUUGUGGUCUCGGUCAGUAUCGACACAGCAGUCACACCCUCGCUAAAAUAACAAACCCUUACGAGAUAUAAACGAAGCACGCUUGUUUACCCAAAAUAAAUAAAUAUAUUAAUGUUCGUUGUUUUACACUUACUUUAAUUUCAUAAUUGUUUCCGUCAACACCACCACGGAACAAAUACGUAGAAAACAUUAUCUACCUACAUACUUCUUCAUGUAGGUGCUAUGUCAUUUCAGAACCUUGGUUGGCAUCAUAGCUAUCUUAAUUUUAUUCACUCCCACCCUAAAUAGAAUGCUUGUAUCAAUACCAUACCAAUCUCACAAGUUCUUCAACCAUGAAAUCUUUCUUCGUCCUAGACUGUAUUUGCCUGCUAUUUUCCGUUGCAUAAUAUUUUGUAGCAACCUAUAUUUGGAGCCCCUCAUUACAUGUCCGAAGUACUCCAUCUUUCUCUUCUUGGUGCUUCUUAUAAUCUCAGUAGUCUUGCUGAGACGGUCUAGUAUUCCAUAGGCGUAACCAGGGGGGGUUGGGGUUAUAUUUGGAUGUACUUUGAGCUCUAUACGCUUAUCACCAUUACUAUUCCAUACCCCCCAGAGACCGUCAAGUAGUUGUAACCCCCCCCUUAGGAUCAUCCUGGUUACACCACUGUAGUAUUCUGGAGUUUCGAGUUUUCUUCACCCGAGACACUUUUAAAAUUCUUCUAUAAAACCACAUUUCGAAAGCCUCGAGGCGAUUUAGAUCACAUUUAUUCGCCGUUUAAGACUCAACAACAUAAAGUAAGACCGAGAACACGUAGCAGCGAAGUAGGCGGAUCCGCAAUGCGAAUUUUAGGUCUCUGUUAGAUAAUACUUUGUCUAUAGAGAAAUUCACACCGAGAAUGCAGUACGGCUAAGAUAGGGCAAUAUAUUUCUAAUGGGGAAUAAACGCACAGGGUUGUCGGUCUUCACCAGUUGUCGAUUGCUCUCUCAAGAGCGUCGCACAGGAACUGUGGCAACACUGAAUGCGCAUUCAAGCGAAUGGCGUGACCCUGUGUUACAAUUUUAACUGAUAUCCAAGGUAAACGAUUUGAUCAACUUGCUCAAGUUUGGUACUAUGUAUUUACAUAUUGUAGACGGUUUCAUAUUCUGUUUUUUACUUAUUAUGAGUAUCUUGGUUUUCUGUAUGUUCAAAUCUAGACCUGCUUCCAUACAGCUCUCAACGACACUGUCCAGUAAUGUUUUCAGAUCUUCUUGAGCAGAAGCUUCUUCUUUUUUACGUGCCAUCUCCUUACGGGCAAUCAUCAUGUCCAUUCUGAUCUUAGAUGCUGCUGCUCUGAAUAGUUCGGUUGAUGUGCAUCCGUACCAUUCCCCAAAGUUACGCAACCAUGAGAUUCUUUUUCUUUCUACACUUCUCUUGCCAUGGAUUUUCCCCUGUAUAAUUAAUUGAAGUAUGUUGUAUCUCUCAUUACGCAUAACACCCCAGGUAUUGCAGUUUUCGUGUCUUGAUGGUUUCCAAUAUUUCUAGUUUUAUGUUGACUCUUCUCAUGACUUCGUUGUUUGUCACAUGCUCGGUCCAUGAUAUCUUCAGGAUUCUUCUAUACAGCCACAGUUCAAAUGCUUCCAAUUUUUUAGUAGUCGACGCGUUAAGUAUCCAUGCUUCUAUCCCGUAAAGCAGAGUCGAGAAAAUGUAACACCUUGCCAGCCUAACUCUCAAGUCUAAUUUCAGUUCUCUUGCACAAAGUACCUUUAUCAUUUUAUUGAAGUUUGUUGUUGCUUUCUCUAUUCGAACUUUGAUUUCUUUGUAGUAAUCGUUUGUGUGAUUAAUUAUUGUGCCAAGAUAGUUGUAGUUUGCAACUUGUUCUAAAGUUUUACCUUUAAGUCAGGCGUUUAUCAUUAUUUUGGGUUUUUGAUAUCUUCAUAAAUUUAGUUUUCUUGAUGUUUAUUGAUAAUCCAUAUUCUUCUCCAUACUCAACUAUCUUGUUCAUUAGCUUUUGGAGGUCUUGAAGGUUGUCUGCUAUUAUGACAGUAUCGUCCGCAUAUCUAAUGUUGUUAAUUGGCGUUCCAUUUACCUUUAUUCCUGCUGUUUCUCCCUCAAGAUCUCUUUUCAUAAUUUCUUCAGAGUAUGCAUUGAAUAGUAGUGACAAUACACACCCCUGUCGCACUCCUCUUUUAAUUUCGAACUCUUCUGAUGUGUGUUCGUUAAUGCGUAUGUGUGCCUGUUAUUUAUAAUAUAUAUUUGUUAAAAAAUUGGAAUAAAUCCUUUGUAAAAGGUAUAAAAUUUAUUAAAAUCCCUAAAAGGCUACAUCAGAACAAAACGUUUUCGAUUUUAUUACAAAAUCAUCAUCAGUGUAAGACAGUCUGGAUGCUAGCUGAGCCACCAAAGAAAUAUAGGGGUAAUAACCCUUCAAAUAUAAAAUGUAUGCUUUACAGUUGCCAUAAAGUCAUCGAAAUGUAAACUCAAAAUUUUUUUGCAUCCCACAUGUUGGGAAUUUAAAUACCUUACCUUAGGGCAUUAUUCCUGUUGCCUUUUGCCCAUCACAAGGCAUUUUAAGUAAAUAUGCAUCUGUAAAGCAUACAUUUUAUAUUUGAAGGGUUAUUACCCCUAUAUUUCUUUGGUGGCUCAGCUAGCAUCCAGACUGUCUUACACUGAUGAUGAUUUUGUAAUAAAAUCGAAAACGUUUUGUUCUGAUGUAGCCCUUUAGGGAUUUUAAUAAAUUUUAUACCUUUUACAAAGGAUUUAUUCCAAUUUUUGUGAUUGAUGGUAUACAGCCAACUACAGGAAAACUUUUCUUUCCUUGUGGAUUUUAUAUAUUUGUUAGAAAUGAGUAACUAUUUAUUUAUGAGAUAAAACUAUUAUCGACAUGAUUAAAGAUUUUUUUUGUAGCGUCAGUAGUUUCUGAGAUGUUUGCACCUUUUUUGCAGCUCCUACUUUGUUAUGCGCGCAUAAAGUGCGCGCGCAACCAGGUAGUAGUUAUGUUCUUUAAUAAUUAUAUAACGAUCAGUAGGUAGGAAAGUCAUCAGGGCCCGGAUUACGUACACUCGAUACGCAUCGUAUCCGCCAUGUUUUCCCAUAAGGCGCUACAGUAAAACAUGGCGGAUACGAUGCGUAUCGAGUGUACGUAAUCCAGCAGCAGGACGAUAAUUAUUAUCCGUAUGUGGACUACGGAUGACUUAAGUUGGUAAUAAUAAAAUAUGUCAGGGUAAAAGCAUGAACUAUGAAUGAGUAUGGAUUUUUUAAAUUGAUUGCAUCCCAUCUAAACAAAAAUAAAAACGAAAAAAUUACGUUUUUGGUGGCAGGCGUGGCAUAGAAGUAAAAAAGUAAAAAGAUUGAAUUCUGGGAUGGAGAGCAUUUUGCCUAUCUUAACGGGGCGGGGGCGGGGGUACCAUUGGCAUCCUUAAUUUAUUUUUUUGUCACGUGUUUUUUGAUCGGGCUAUUAAUGUUUGUGUAGGUAACGACCUAAAUCAGUUACUUAUUCAUCGAUCCUUCUCGCUUUGCGACUCAAACAUGGGUAUUAAAGGGUUUUACAAGAAAGGAACUCGCAAUAUUUAUCAUUCUUCUCUGCGAUUUAAAAUAUGUAUAGAGGUUUUAGUUUAUUUUUGAUAGUGUAAGCAUUUUACUCUGAUGUUUUGAAAACUUUAAGGCCUUGUUCACAUGAGAGUUAAAAAAGCGUUGCGUUUACAUUGAUGCUUUUACUGAUACUUGAAGCGUAGUAAUCAAUUCAAUUAGUAAAAUACUUACUACUAUCAAGACCUUUUACACAAUUUUUCUUUGAAUACUUGUUUUAAAUGUGAGACAUACGUGAAAGGAACAUUGUUAAAAAUUGUGACAAAAAAUCAGUAUUCUCUGAUGACUUUCAAGAGUCAAAAGAAUUAGCUGGAUAUUAUCGUUUAUCAAUCUUGUAAGUGCAAUAUUUGCUAUUCCUAUUUUUGUUCGAAAGUUACGUGCAAUGAUUCCGCAAUAGGGCGAAGCUAAUACUUUAUUUUUAUUGUUAAAUUUAUAAAUGUAGACUUUGAGGAACGAAAUAGAUUUACAAUGGAACGAAAAGUACGAUCUGUCGCCAAUGGCAUCAAUGUUAACCUUUUUUUUUUGCAAGAAGUUACUUUCGUCUCGUGAGCGCGCAUCGUCCGUGUAAGUGACUGCGCAGCUGCGUGAGAGCCGACAACAGAAUUUUGUACGACUUGUAUUUUUCAUUCCAUUGUUAAAUUCGCGCGAAAAUAAUAGGUUCACUACAAAAUCUACAAAUAGAGAUCGGUAUGGGACGAUUGCGCCGAUUUUAUCCAAGAAUACGAUUGAGUCAAUUUUAGUCGAUCUGAGAGCUGAGGGUAUGAUUGCGCUGAACUAACUCAGAUGAUCCCUUGUGCGACUAAGGCAUUAAUAGACGAAAUAUGUUAGGUAUAUGAUUAAAAACAGAACUAUAAUAUAAGAAUUUAUUUCAAAAAUAUACAUUGAAGACUUACGGACGUCUACUAAGUGUACUAAUUAUAAAACAUGUUUUACUAUCCUUUAAGAUAUACACAUUCGGAAAAAGUUUAUGGUCGGUAUUAUAAAAUUAGCAAGAUAUCUAACAAAGAUACUAAUAUUACGUGGACAAAUAUCACAAUCAUAUUUACCCCUAGUCCCCACUCCACAUUGUGCACGAUCGUUCAUCAGAGCAUUACACCGAACGAAAAGCCGAUUGUUUCCGAUCCAAUCGUACUCUUCAAACUAAUAUCUCUCUAUUUUUUAUUUUAUUUUCACUCCUAUUACUUCCAAAUAAUUGGUUUCAAAAAUAUUGUUUGGAAAGUACCAAAUAAUAUCUUAUUUUUAAAAACAACUUAAUGUUUCGCCAAUUUUAAUCUUAAUUCAGUAUUAAAUACGCUCCCGUGAAUGACAAGGUAAUACUGAAUUAACAUUUAAAAAUCACUUUUAAUAACAAAACUAUGGGACCAAUCCUCCGACAGCGAGCUUGAUGCACCAAUAGCCUGUGCACCUGUCUAGCAACAGUAUUAUUUUAUUGAUAUUCUUAAAUAAUAAGGCUAUAACAUACUAAAAAAAUCACUCAAAUCGGACAACAUGUUUAGGAAAUUCGAGAUAUCAAACGUGUAUAAUUCAUCGAGUGACCCGGUUUUUUUUGCUCGCAAGUGUAAUUCUCAAACUGCAAAACAUUAAUAAAUUGUAUUUAUUAAUUUUGAAAACGAUUUCCGAAGUAGAAAUCAAAACGUCAAAGUAAAAUUGUGGCUUAUAAGAAAUAAAAAUAUUAAGCUGCCAUUUUAAUCAAUUCACCCAAAGGACAUCGCACACAUCUUAUGAAAAAUAUAAUGUCACUCAAAUUCAAUAAAAUUUAUAUGAAUAUAUUCGUUUCAAUUUAACGAUCAAUUCUUAUCAUUGCGCCAACUCUUAAUUUUCAAUAAUAAGAGCAGAAAUUGAUAUAAAUCAAUCUGAAAUCAAAUGGGUAGGUACAUAAGUUAGAGAGAGAAAAAAUAUUUCAAAAUACCCAAAUUAUAGUUAGUUCAUAAAUCUUCUCGAGCUCUUAAGCAUCUUAUUAUAAUAGUUUCACUAAUCCGCUUAGGCCCAGCGGGGUUUAAGCUGUAUUGAAUAGCACCCAGAGCAAUAGUGGUUAUAACUGACACGUUUAUAGACCCCAAAAAUGUGAUUUCGAUAAACUUUAAUUGCAAUUUGCGCCGUAAUUAAUCAUAAUUAAGAGUUGGCGCAAUGAUAAGAAUUGACAGUUAAUUUAAAACGAAUCUAUUCGUAUAAAUUUUAUUGAAUUUGAGUGACAUUAUAUUUUCCAUAAGAUGUGUGCGAUGUCCUUUGAUCGUCUUUUUUGAGCGCAUUUUUCAAAUAGUAAAAAAGACGACCGUUCAAAUAAAAACAAUAAGUUUGGCAACAAUGUUGAACUUCAUCUUUUGAGUUGCUUCCACUAUUAAAUGUUCGACAAGCGGCGGGUGUAAUUUCCUCACCAAAAUAAUCUUUUGCCUGCGUUUAUAAGGGUAUGUCAUAAUCCCACAGGUAUUUUCCUCACCAAGACCAAAAUGGUUAUUUCGAGUUAUUUCAGGUAGCUUUUACUAAAAGGCAUUCAAUUGAAUUAUUUAUCUACUAUUAAAUUACAGUAGGUACCUAUAAUUAUAAUAAUUAAUUAAUUAGUUAUAGUAUUUUAUUUUCAGUCACAAUUGGAAUUUUGACAAAAAUGGCAUGUUUAAUAGAAAGUGAUCGCGGUAAACCUUAACGCGGUAUUAUUGGUAUUUGAAAAUUUUAUUUUUUAUAAAGUGAAAGUUUUAAAAAGUGAAGAAGUGUUCUGGAGGAUAAAACAACUUGUAGUGCGAAAUUUUUUACUAUUGGUGCAACUUUUACAAUAUCUAGAAGUAGCCGACAACAUAAUCAUGAACCAGAUUGUCAGAAGUUAGAUCGAAAAAUUGUUUCUCACUAUUGUAAACGUAAAGCAGAAGAGAAUUGAAAAACCAGCAAAAAUUAUACGCCAAGCACUUGCAGCUAAUUUGUCUGAAACAAUUACUACGAUUGUUGUCAAUUACAUAAGAAAAAAUAUAUAAUUAUCGACGAAAAAUGAUGCCUGAUCGACUUCCUUCCAAUAUUGAUGAGGUUCAAGAAUUUGUGACGGGGUGUGUUUAAAAAACAACCAAGAGGGAAAAUUUUCUCUUUAUAAACUGUGUCAAAAGUAGGAUAAUUGUAUUUAGUUGUGAAACAAAUAUAAGACUUUUAGCCACAUUGAAUUUUAUUUUAUGGAUGGCACAUUGCAAUUAUUCAUUAUUCAUGGGCUAAUUAAUGGGCAUUAUAUUUCUUUAUUAUACUGUUUACUGCCAAACAAAAAAACAGAAAUUUACAACAAUAUUUUUUAUUUGUUAAAAUCAGAAAUUUUUAAAGCUCUCAAAAUUGAGUUUAAUGUUAAUAAAAUUUUUGAAGAUUUUGAAAAGAAAUGCAAUCAUUGAAAUGUGUCCGAACACUAAAAUACAUGGUUGUAAAUUUCACCUACACUAAGCUUGGUCUCUUGAAAUAUCUUGGUCUCUUGAUUUAAUAUCAGAAUAUAAAAAUGAUUCUGAAAGAGGCAAGUGGCUCAAACAUACUUUUGGCCUUACAUAUAAAACCAGAAGACGUAUCAGAUUGUUUUGUGUUUGAUUUAAUGUCAUGCAAACCAGGAAAUGAAAUUUAAGAUAGACAUGUUGAUUAUUUAGUUGAAACUUAUAUAGACGAAAAUGCCAUAUUCUCCCCAUAUUUGUGGACAGAGGCAAAUUCUUCUGUUACGAAUGCUUGCGAAUCUUUUCAUUCGCAUUUUAAUUUAUCGUUUUGUAAUACGCAUCCAUCCAUAUAUAUUUUCUUUGGAAAAAUUAAAGAAUUUCAGGUAGUUACGUAUGUUAAAAUUUAAAGUUUGCAUAUUGCAAAACCUAUCAAAGAUAAACAAGUUAAACUGAAAUUGAAAAAUGUAGUAAAUUUGUUAAUAAGAUAUCAGUCUAAUCAAAUGACUAGAAUGGAUUUUGUAAAGUGUCUGUCUUAUUAUAGUAAAUAUUAAAUAAUAGUUUAUACGUCUUGCAUAUUAUCUAUAUUAUAAACUAUUAUUAUAAUGUAAGGAAAUUAAUGUCUUGUAUUCGGAUUUCGGAUGCUUUCAUAAUAGACAUUCUUAAAUUAAACCUAUAUUUUUAUUUUAUUACCUGAGUGAGUUGGUGAGGAAAAUACCUACCGGAUUAAUAGGAACCUUUAAAUUUGGUGAGGAAAAUACCUGUCGGAUUAUAUGUUUUUACUGGUUGGUGAGGAAUUUACCUCCGCCCUCGACAAGAUAUUUCGGGGAAAUAAUAUAGCUAUGCCGUUUUAAAUAUGUUUCUCUCAUAUUCUACCGUUUACAAGUGAACACCUGCGUUAAAUUCUUUCCGAUACUGUAUAGACCUAAUUACUUAGGUUAAAGCUGUAAGUACCUAAUAAUUAUCUGCUGCCAGCGCAAUCGUGCCCAUAGCUUAAAGUACUCUUUAUCGAGACCGGAUAUAGCAAGUACCAUCGGCCCAAUCGUCCCCUGCCCAUGCUAUAUAAAGAGUUUCAAAAUUUAGGAACUAUAUAAAUGUUGUAAAACUAUAUUGUAAGUUGUGUUUGAGUAAUCGUUUGGUAAACAAAGAGUUUAUGAGAAAACUAUUUUAAUGUAAGAUAUACAUAACUGUAAUUUCCUGAACAUCCCUCUUGAAAUAGAUGGUUGUCCCAGAGUAAUAUAAAUGUAUUAUUAAUUAUUCUGACAUGAAAUUAAAUCUUCCAAUAAAGUCGUCCCAGGCACGCAACUGAAAAAUAUUAAUAAUGUCAUUUUAAAGUCAUGUUCUUUAAAAUGUAUGAUAUAUUUUGUUAAUUUUCAAUAUGAAUGAGCUAUAUAAAAUUAAAUUAGAAGAAUUUUUUACCAAGAAACAAAAACGUUCAAUUUAUUAAUGUUUUGUAUUUUGUGAACGAUUUCCUAAGUGGAAAUCCAAACUUAUUUUAAGUAAAAUUGUGGCCUAUCCCAAUAAAAAUAGUAAAAUACAUUUAUGUUAUUCUGGGAUCCUAUAAAAUGUUGCUCAUGCCAACUAAAUAAUAUGUAUUAUGUAGUUUUUAUACUCCCAAGGUUUUCUCCCCUCAUCUUAAAUGUAAAACUAAUAGAUGUUGACAUAGAAUUUUGAAAAAUUUUACUCUUGUUAUAUGAAAGCAAUUCAAAUUGUGAAUCCGCAUGUGGUUACUUGUGCCUGCGUAUUUUACAAAAAUAAAAUUAAUGGAUUUAUUAACCACUUAAUGCAUUAUCCCGUGUCUAACACGUGUCUUUAACCCGGUUUGUCGGCAAAUUCGGUACUUGCCCGUGUCUCACAAGUGUCCGCGCCUCACAUGUACCCGUGCCUCACAUGUAUUCGUGCCUCACACGUACCUGUGCCUCACACGUACCCGUGCCUCACGUUUGAAUAAGUAAGUUGCGCCGUUGUACAGCGCUAUUCAAACGUUUUAUGGCCGUUUCUGACCAGUUCAUGACGAAUUUAUUGUUAUUUUUAACCGUAACUAAAUUUUAGUCUAUUUCCGUUUCUGUUAGGUAGUAGAUGGUUCUUGUGUUACAUUUGCAGUGUUUACGAAAUGAAGGAAACAAAUAAAAAGACAGAAAAAUCCAGUAAAAAAGCCCAAAAAUUAGUUAUUGACUACAAUGAUACAAUGGGUGGUGUUGAUAGGCUAGAUCAACACCUCCAUGACUAUACCACACUAUACCAUGGAUUCACGAUACAAAAUCGAUACUUUUUAAGUAUUGAAGUAUUGAGUAUUGUGUUGGUUAUGCCAAUGUAUCGUGUAUCGAUAACGGCAGUACUUUCUUAUAAAAAUAUCGUAUUGAUAUUGAUUUCGAUACGAUAAUAAUAUAAUACUCGAUAAAAUAUCGACAUAAAAAGGAUUAAAUUAAUUAAAAAAAGAUUCUUUAUUCAUUUAUCACUAUCUUUAAAAUAUAUAAGAGUUAAAAAAUCUCUUAAAAUAUACAAGAAAUAGGAUACAUUAUUAUAUUGUAACCUCACAAAAAAUAUUUUCCUUUAAAGAGCUCUUCAUCCAUCUGUUCACACAAAUGAGUUCUUUGAUACUUAUAUCUUUUAAAGAGCAUCUUUUAUUCGUUAGUACUAGCGCUGCUCCAGAAAAAAGCCGCUCGACUGGUACGGACGUCGCUUGGACACACAAAAUAUUCCUAGCCAACCGAGAUAAAACGUGGAAAACACUACUACAUGUAUGAUUUCCACUAUAAUAAAAUAUCUGUGUCUGGUCCAGGUCUUGGAGAUUGCAAGUAGUUUUUAAUUUCCUUUUCAAAAACAUCGAUGUUAUCUGAUGAUUUUAAAAAUAAAAUAUCGAAUUUAUUGACUUUUGGGUUUAUCGUGCACUAAUCGAGAGCAUACGCGCUUGUGCGCCUUAUAACUCUUAUAAAAAUUUUUAAUUGUAUAAUAGCCUUUAUGCCGCACUCACGUGGCGUUUUAUUAUUUUUUUUUCUCGAUAUCGACAUUCUCAAUAAUAUCGAGAAGUUCUAUGCACGUACCACCCUGGAAAAAAAAAUGCUCCAUGUAGGUCUUGUGCUAUUUGCUGCAGUAGAAGAGAUGAAAAAGGAAACAAACCAAGGAAACGAGGUAGUACCGAGAAAUUGUAAUGCAGGACUAUGAUGUGCCUUGUUUUACGAUUUCCCACAUGAGAUUAAAUUUUUACAAUUAAACUUUUUUGAUUUUUUUUAUUUAGCUCUUACUCUAAUUCUACGCCCCUCAUAUGGUUUUGCUUUUAAUUAUACAUAAAUAUUAAAUGUUUUGAAGUAAAAAUACUAAAAAAAUAUAUUUAAAAUAUAUGUACUAAAUUAAAUUCAAAAUACUUAAAAAAAUAUAUUUUUUUAAUACUCCCCUGUCACGAAAAAUACACUUAUUACGCCCCUUAUUAUUAUGAAAAAAAAAUAUUAUUUUUUUACAGUAAACUCUAAAUGAAUGUGUGCAUUAAGUGGUUAAUACAUCUUCGUAUUGCUGAAUUCGAAAAAGUCUUCAUAUAAGAAAAAGUCCGCCACGCGAAUUGGUUUGAUAUGUCUUUUAUCAGCUGUAAACACGAGUUCAAGAUUAUCAUUUUUUGCGAUUAAUACCUAAACAUAAUAUAUUCGAUUGAUAUGUUUGUAUUAUUGACUAUACAGGGUGAUUAAAAAAAUAACGGCUUAAUAACAACUUUGGGUUGUAUAGAGGAAAUUAUUUAUUUUGGCGCUAAUCCGCUUAGAAACUUAACUAAUAUUGCAUUUAAACACUAAGCCAUCAGAUAUUAAGCAAAAAAUGUAGAAAGAAAUUACUGAAAUCCUUUAAAAAAGGUAUAUUUUAUUAAAUUCUAACAUAAGUAAAAACCACUUCUAUGUAAUAGGUAUACUUAUUAAAAAUUUUAAAAAUCCCAAUGGAUUGAGUAAAAUGUGUAAAAUUCAGAACGUUUUCGGACCUAUCAGUAUCAUCAGUGAAUCGGCUUUCCGAGGUUUCUUCAAUGAUGGUCAAUUGUUAAUGAUAAAAAUAAUACCUAUCUAAAAACUUUAUACAUUUUUAAACGCUAUUUUUCUGUAUUUAUAUUUAGUGCAAUUCCGUUAUCUGUGAUGGCAACAAUGAAGUGAUUCUCGAACCAUUGUGUCCAGUCUGAACACAGGUUUACAUUGGAAAACAAAAGUGUACCAGUUUUUUAUGACGGGAAGUGUACUUUACUGUGAAAAGCACUGAUGAUGGAAUCCUCAAUUAUUAUUCUGAAAACGUUCUGUAAUGUUGCUCUUUUUAGGGAUUUUAAUAAAAUAUACCUGUUAUAAAGGAUUUCAGCAAUUUUUUGUGAUUUUUGGUAUACAGCUAGCUACAGGAAUUAAAUUUCCUCGUGAAUUUUCAAAACGUGUAUGUUCAACUCUCUAUAAUAUGCAGAUAAAAAAAUGUCCGUUAUUUGUGAAUCACACUGUAGAUUGAUAUGUUUAUUUUAUUGACUAUGUAAUUGCUUUGUAUUUUGAUAAUAAAACGCUGAUAAACAAUUUUCGCAAAAAAUGCCUUUCGCUAAUUUCAGUGCCUCCAUGAGGAUUUCUAUGAAAAUAAACAUUUCGAUACGAAAAAUUAAGAUUAAAAUAAAAAAAUUUACGAAUAUUGCUCUCUAUUAUUUACAAUUAUUACAAUGCAAUAUACUACAGAGAAUUAAACUUGAGUUGUCUACAUGAAAUGCCAUUUUUCAUUUGUAUCAGAUAAUCAGAUUUCUUUUAUGUUAGUAGAUUUAAGUCUGUGCUGCUAAUAAAGUUGAUUGUGAAAAGUAUUGUGUUUGCUAGUUAUAUGUGUCGUGUGCGUCAUUUGUACCAAAGGUCCAAAGUUUUUCCAGUAUUUAUUUUAAUACAAAAUUUUACUUCAAUACAGAGAGUAUUCAAUACUGAAACAACUAGGUACUUCAAUACAGACAGUGAUAAACUUAAAAUCAUUUAAAAAUGUUAUUGUGACAUAAAAUUAAAUAAAAACUAGGUCGAGCUUUCCACUUCCUCAGUGGGGUCAUCUUCUAUCUUGGUUGGAUUUAGAAUCUCACACGCUUAAAUCUCAAGUUGACGGUAAUAUUGUUUGUCUAUUGUCUCUUGCAGAGGCUUUUAUACGGUAGAUGAACACAUAAGUCUUAUCAUCGGGUGCAGUCAUGUACACACAUCGGAAAGUCUAGGGAUAUUUUUCGAAAGAUAUGUAGUUUCUUCUUAAUUGUCGUUAAUAAAUAAUAAUCGAUUUUUAGUGAUUGAUAGUAUUUAAUAUACAACAAAAUUUGUUGAAAUGUUAAAAAUAACGAGAAUACCUUUAAGUACAAUUAAAAAAAAAAUCAUCACAAAAUAUGGUCGUAAUAAAAAAAGAAUGUGUGUACUUUGUGCGCACGUAAGAAGUAAGAAGUUAUACUUCUAUUAUAUGAUUUCAACGAAAUAAAUAUACUUUUAACAGGUUAUUUGUAUUUUAUUUAAAUAUUAAACUAAUUUUUACUUACUUUUACAAAAAAUUUUAUUAAAACAAUUCCAGAAAUAAAAAAAAAAUAGAAAACGCACGGAUUUGAACCCGGGACCUCUCGAUCUCCGGUCACACGCUCUACCACUGAGCUAUAUUCCCUUUGGUUUGACAGGUUACAAGAUUUCUCAUACAUACUGACAAAUUUAAUAAACCAAGUGAAGUAUACAAAAUUACUUUAAAAAUAUACUUACUUUUAUUAUAAAAUAUCUUAUUCCCGAGGAAGACAAAUCCAAAGACACAAAAAUUAUAAAAAAUGUACCUAUUUACUAAAAACACUAAUAAUAUAUUCUUUUCACGCACACCUUAUUUGCGCUACAUAAAGAUGUAGCGACUAUUAAUACCAUACUGUCGGUGUGCGCAUGCGCAAGGGAAUGUAAAAUUCACCCUCGUGCCUAAAGAACUUCAAAAACAAAAUUAAUAUAAAGUAUGGCGUCCACACUGGCUUAUUACGACUAUACAUCUAUCGUUCAUAGACAAAAUGAGAUUGUCGAUAUUAUGUUGAGGUACGUUUGCCCAUUCUUCUAUCAGACGCUCUCGGAAACGAAACGCAUGUAUAUGUUACCCAUAAUGUGGAGUAAGUCUUUGUGGAAGCAUGUCUCAUACGUGCUCGAUGGGAUUCAGAUCGGGGCAUUGUGCUGGCCAAGGCAAGACAGCAAUACCUUCGUUGGCAAGCCAGUCUGUCACUAGACAUGUGGACGAGCAUUAUCAUGCAUGAGAUAAAAGUUUAUAGAUCAACAGCACCGGCAAACGAUAGAUUGAAGAAUGGUGUCGAGGUACUGCUGAACUGUAAGGAAGCGGUCUGGAAAAAGGAAGUCGGUUUUGCCACCGAUUAAUAUUCCAUACUAUUGCUGUACCACCACUGGAUGUGUAAACUUCCUGGACAUGUGUUAAUCAUUCUACAUUUCCAGAUCCUCUCCACACUCUUGCUCGACGAGUAUCUGGACGAAAUCCAAAUCUAGAUUCGUUAGAGAAUAAAACUGGAGCCCAAUCAUUUGCAUCCCAGUUUUGAUAUUCUUGAUACCACUCUAAUUUUGCAGCGCGAUUACCUCUGGAAGUAAGUGGACAUCUCAACGGUCUUUGACUGUGGAGAUUGGCUUCAUGGAGACGAUUUCUUACAGUAUCACGGCCUUUGGUUACCUGGUGUGCCCGCUGCAAGUAGCUAACCAGUUCAGGUGCUGUAAUUAUUGGUUGUCUUCUAGAGGUUAACACUAAAAAUCGGUCUUGAGCUGCAGUUCUAUGGCGCUCACAUCCUUGAUGACGUUCAGCUGAACUUCCAGUGUCACAAAACUAUACUUUGGGAGACUCCCAUGCGGUCAGCUACAUCAGUUUGCCGCAUGCUACCUUGAAGAAGCCCUACAGCCCUUGAAGAAGCCCUACAGCCCUAUUCAUCUCAUCUAUCAUGACGCCGUUCCAUGAUAAAAAUUAAUAUUUUCAAUUCACUAACUAAACAAGAAUUAUUACAUAUAGCACGAAUAAAAUCGAAUCUACCAGAAUGUUCUGCAGUAUAAACUAUGGUUUUUCCUGUUAAAAACUUUGUCAAAUAUUCGUUAUCACUUUUGCCGUUUCGUUUUAUUCACAAAAAUCUACAGGAUGAACAAUUAUACAAAUUCAAUUGAAAUUAAACGACCACAUGAAUUUAUUUUUAUUAAUUUUCUGAUGUUAUAAAACUAUGCCUAGACUUUUUCGAUGUGUGUGUUUUGUUGAGACACUCGGCGCAUUUUUCAAUCUCAACGCCUUCGUGAACGUCACUCACCGUCAAAAUAGUAUACAGUGGAACUUGGUUAUAGCGUCAUUGAAGGACCCAGUAAAAAAAUGACGCUAUAUCAGAGUGACGUUAUACAAGAGACAAAGAAAAAUGAAAGUACAUAGUACUUCCUUUUAGUAUUACAAUUUGCCAUACUAAAAAAUAAAAAGCUAAUUACUAAAUUACGAGCCGAACACAAUUUCACGGUAGCGAAAAUUUCUUAAACGGGCUGUUUUGAAACUGAAAAUUUGACUGUUAAGAUGGCAUUGAUAAAUAAGAAAUUAUAUAACUGUUAAGGGCACAGAGGGGAUAAUUGGCCUUUAUCACAUUCUUAGAAGGAACAAUGUAGCAAAGCCGGAAACGCAUUGCACUUUAUUCUUCAUAAAAUAAAACAAGGACAACCUACUGUAAAAUUUUAUGACGCUAUAGACGAGGGUUACUUUAUUUUUAGCCGAUAAAACCGGGUUUUUAAUAAUGUUAUCGAAUAGUGUUUGGCCGGACCUAUUAAAAAUUGACGUUACAACCGAGAUGACGUAACUACCAAGGCCGUAAUAUCCAAGUUCCACUGUAUAAACGAAAUAAGACAUUUUUUAUAAAGUAGACUGGCAAAACUUUGGACCUAAUUAAAAAUAUUAAAGCACCAAACGGCAAUCGUUCGUGAACAACGAUUAAGCCGUUCUAAUUUCUAAGCGUAACAGUAUUUUAUAAUUUUUGUUUCAAAGAUUUCCUCUUUCAAAUAGAGUGCCUCUAAAUAUAACGCAAUUUUUUUGAUUGCUGUGCCUUUAUGAACAAUUAUUAUAUUAUUAUUUUUAAAAUGUACACCAAAAAAGACCCCGUUGUAUACAUACAAGGAUAAAAUUUAAUAUUAAGAGUAAAAAAUAUAUUUUAAGAUUUGUCUACAUAUAUGUUUUUGAUAAUAAAGAUUUUGACUGAUUACUAUUUAGUUAAAACAAGUGCCACAAGUAUUAAAAGAGAGGGAUAAAUUGAGACCUUUGUAUGUAUGUAUAGCAUUAACAGGCCUUUUAGGCCCAUUGCUGGAAGGAAAUUGGACACCUUUAUCUCUCAGCUUUUAUUACAAGAGAUAACUAUAGCUACACAAAAUUGUCGGAUAAAAUUGAUUCAGCAAAACAUCAUACAAAUAUCCCCAUCACUGUAUCUACUGGAUAUAGAUAGAUUCGUUUUGUAUUAAACUCUAAAAUCUUUUGAUUUCUUCACUGGGGAUUCUGUACAGUACAUAUUAGCAAAUAAUUAUAUUUCUGAUGUAGCACAAGAAAUGAAAACGUUACCUUCUGCAUGAAAUUAAAUUAUGGGUAUCAUGAUUGGCUUUAAAUAUUUCACAUUGAAUGAUGGUAAAUAAGUAAAAAAACUGUUAUUAUAUCCAUUCUCUGUGUGUUGAGGCCCAAUCAAUGCAUUUUUUCUUGUUUUUUGUUCAGGGAAGAUUUCUUCUGGGGUUGUAGCCCACAGCUAUUUUCUGAUAGCGCGAUCCGAUAUUUGUAAGCCAGUGUAUUUGACAAUAGCAUUAAUUUAUUUUGUGAAUCUGCGACAAUCUUCUAAAGACAGGUGGCAUAUUCUGCGUACUUUGUUUUGACUAACUUUUGGUUUUCUGCAUGUUCUUUUAUGAAUAC